Molecule: messenger RNA, 714 nt
Organism: Myotis davidii
Lineage: Eukaryota; Metazoa; Chordata; Mammalia; Chiroptera; Vespertilionidae
Gene: COQ7
Product: coenzyme Q7 homolog, ubiquinone (yeast)
Exons: 5
Coding region: 87-680 (197 amino acids)
Biological process (GO): regulation of reactive oxygen species metabolic process; regulation of gene expression; determination of adult lifespan
Cellular component (GO): nucleus; mitochondrial inner membrane
Molecular function (GO): 3-demethoxyubiquinol 3-hydroxylase activity
Source: RefSeq, a predicted model, not a curated record
UACGUCUGUCUUGCGUCAUCAAUCCGCGCUAAGGGCACGUUGGGCCCGCUUCGCUCAAGGGGGUCGUUGCUUUGUUGUCGCCGACAAUGAGCUGCGCCCGGUGGGUGGCGUCUGGCUGCGGGUGGCGGCUGUGCUCCGGUGCCCCGCGACCCCUCUCAGCUUAUGGAAGAAGAAUCAGUGUCAGAUUUUGCAGCUCAAGAAUGACUUUAGACAGUAUCAAUCGGGCAGCUGUGGAUCGAAUUAUCCGUGUGGAUCAUGCAGGUGAAUAUGGAGCAAACCGCAUCUAUGCAGGGCAGAUGGCUGUCCUGGGUCGCACAAGUGUCGGGCCAGUCAUUCAGAAAAUGUGGGAUCAAGAAAAGGACCACUUGAAAAAGUUCAGUGAACUGAUGGUUGCAUUCAGGGUCCGGCCGACGAUUCUGAUGCCCUUUUGGAACGUGGUGGGGUUUGCGUUAGGCGCAGGAACCGCCCUGCUUGGGAGGGAAGGAGCGAUGGCCUGCACUGUGGCCGUGGAAGAGUCCAUAGCACAUCACUACAACAACCAGAUCAGGACAUUGAUGGAGGAGGAUCCUGAAAAAUAUGAGGAGCUUCUUCAGGUGAUAAGGAAGGGUGCUGCUAACAAUGUUAAGUGUUUAUUAGGGGAAGAGAUCUUGUCUGAAGAAAAAUCUGCAGUUUUUCUAUGAAAUGCCAUUAGUUAAAACAGACUAAAGUAGAGGA